Messenger RNA from Alligator sinensis (Chinese alligator), 3610 nucleotides. It is a transcript of the gene ALDH5A1, whose product is annotated as aldehyde dehydrogenase 5 family member A1. NCBI's taxonomy places the organism in Eukaryota, Metazoa, Chordata, Crocodylia, Alligatoridae. Gene Ontology annotation, biological process: GABA catabolic process. Gene Ontology annotation, molecular function: succinate-semialdehyde dehydrogenase (NAD+) activity. The record is from RefSeq and is a predicted model, not a curated record. The transcript has 10 exons. The coding region runs from base 82 to 1299 and encodes 405 amino acids.
GCUGCGCACCGGGCCUGGUCCGCCUGGAGCGCCGCGCCCGCCAAGGAGAGAAGUGCAUUACUUCGGAAAUGGUAUCACUUGAUGAUUGAGAAUAAAGAUGACCUCGCUAAGAUCAUUACAGCAGAGAAUGGGAAGCCUUUGAAAGAGGCUCAAGGUGAAAUCCUGUAUUCUGCCUCCUUUCUGGAGUGGUUUGCCGAAGAAGCUCGACGUGUUUAUGGGGACAUCAUUCCACCUGCUGCAAAAGACAGAAGGAUCUUGGUGCUGAAACAGCCUGUCGGGGUGGCAGCCAUUAUCACCCCUUGGAAUUUCCCUAGUGCCAUGAUUACACGGAAGGUUGGUGCAGCCCUGGCAGCUGGCUGUACAGUGGUGGUGAAACCUGCAGAAGACACUCCCUUAUCUGCAUUAGCACUUGCUGAGCUGGCAAACCAGGCUGGCAUUCCGGCAGGAGUAUUUAAUGUUGUUCCCUGUUCCAGACAACAGACACCCGCUGUAGGGGAAGCUCUAUGCACUGACCCCUUGGUAGCCAAAAUCUCUUUUACUGGCUCCACUGCAACAGGAAAGUUACUGCUGCACUAUGCUGCUGACACUGUGAAAAGGGUCUCUAUGGAGCUUGGGGGGCAUGCUCCCUUUAUAGUAUUUGACAGUGCUAACAUGGACCAAGCUGUUGCAGGAGCCCUGGCUUCCAAAUAUAGAAACUCAGGACAGACGUGUGUUUGCACAAACCGCUUCUUGGUGCAAAAGGGAAUCCAUGAUACAUUUGUGGAAAAGUUUGCCAAAGCCAUUGAGAAAGAGCUACAUGUAGGAAAUGGAUUUGAUGAAAGAACUACCCAGGGACCAUUAAUUAACGAAAAGGCAGUGGAAAAGGUAGAAAGACACAUUAGUGAUGCGGUGGCUCAAGGAGCCUCCAUUGUGACAGGAGGAAAACGGCACAGCCUUGGGAAGAACUUCUUUGAGCCAACUUUGCUGAGCAAUGUCACAACAAACAUGCUUUGCACUCAAGAAGAAACAUUUGGUCCAGUGGCACCAGUUAUCAAGUUUGAUACUGAGGCAGAAGCUGUUGCUAUAGCAAAUUCAGCCAAUGUGGGUUUAGCAGGAUACUUCUAUUCUCAAGACCCAGGCCAGAUCUGGAGAGUCGCGGAGCAGCUGGCGGUUGGAAUGGUUGGGGUUAAUGAAGGAUUAUUAUCUGCAGUAGAGUGCCCUUUUGGUGGUGUAAAACAGUCUGGUCUAGGACGAGAGGGUUCAAAAUAUGGCAUUGAUGAGUACCUAGAAGUCAAAUACGUCUGUUUUGGAGGCUUAUAACAACCAGUGAGAGAGACAAUCCAUGAAGGCCUGGAAAAUAGGGCUUUAGGUCUAGUAAAUUACAAAUCUAGAUAUUGGUACAUAUUAGUGCAACUUUUACUCCGUUCCGAAUUAAGUGACCCUCUUGUGUAAGUGUUAAGAGAUGUUUUACAGUCUUGUGCUAGUAUAUGUAAAAAUACUACUCAACAUUGAUCUUUACAUACUGCAUGUUCAUAGUAUUAGUUAAUACCCAGCAGUAUAACUACUGUGCCUCUCUUUGAUGGGGGCAGGAAAGAAUAGUAGUGUCUCUAUUAUUUAAGCUUACCCUGAGUAAGCAAAUAGGGUGGAGUAAUUUUUGUCCACAAUGAAGAUCCAUCCUCCAUUUCUGGUAGAAGAAACAGACACCUUUUUUCCCUAAAACCAUGUAUGUGGGGAACUGUUGGGGGAGAUAACAUUUGGCAAAGUAGGGAAGUUAACAAAUUCUGUAUAAGCUGGAUGCACAGCGAGGCAAUGGAUACAGAACAUGCCUGGCUCAGUGGUAGCAGAGGAAAGAGAAUUUUACUCACCUUGCAGGGAGACUUCAGAGCUGUUGGAAUGAGGAGAAAACUAUAUCUAAGGUGGUAUGUAAAUGAAUGUCUAACCCAGUGGUUCUCACUUGUGGGGAGGAAGGGCUGGUGAGGGUCAUGAUGCAGGCAUUGCUGCCACUGCAGCAGCCAGGUAAAACUGCCCCACGUGCAGAUCUGCGGUAUGCACGUACUCCUGCUGCAUCGGGGCUUUCUCGUAACACUAAACCAGGACAGGAGAGCUGACUCAGGCUGUAGCCUUUCCCCAUGUACUCUCCCUUUUUCCCUUCACCCCCACCCAUGAUUUUCCAGAACCAGGGGAAACAUCAUGUAUCUGGGUCCAAGAAGGCCAUUCUCCUUAAGCAUUCCCAGGGAUAACUGUUCUUCUGGCGUGGUUUAGUACCCACCGAGGUGUUGGGGCUCCUCCCUAGCUUGCUUCUGUGGCCAUAUGGCUGAGGGCAGGCGAAACUUGGGAGCAUCUGAACCCCAAGUCUUUGGUCUUGGGCCUGCACGUAGGAUGCCUGCCAGAAGACUUCGGAAAUAUCUGAAGCACCUGGUGGAAGUUGAGGAUGUUUGCUGGUUGUAGGGCCACUUCUGAUUCUGGACUGACUCACGGAUUUGGACUUGAUUUGGCUUGGAACACGAAAAGUUUCUUUAAAAUAAAAGAGAACCAGAGGCACACGAGACAUUUCCACCCAUUUGCCUCUGUUUCUAGGAUGAGAACUGGGCAGGCGCAGGGGGAAGGCUGCAGACCAGACUCCUGUCCUGCUUUAGGAUGAUCUCUAAUGCAGGAGGAGCAUGUGCACAUUCCACAGCCCUUCUUGAGCUGGCUGUGCAGAAGGUGUGGGGGGCAGUUAUACCUGGAGGCAGCAGCAGCUGGGUGAGAACCACUGAGGUAAGUUGAGGCAGCACCAACAGUGGUUCUGAAAUGGGGGUACUAGCACAUUGAAAAUAUCAGUGGAAGAGUGUUCUCGCUGAACAGGUUGGGAACCACUGACCUAACCAAUCCCCUUUGCAAGACCAAUGUAAUUCCCCAUGGACCAAGGAAAGGAUAUGUUAAUCAACAUCCAUGAUGCCUAACCCCUUUUAGAGGGUGUUUUUUACCACAUCUGCACAGCAUCUACACAGGCUCCAGAGCUCCUCUAGCCUCUGCUCCCUGAAAGUCUCCAGGCCUUGGCUUGGGCUUUUCCACAUGCAGGGAGAUGUCUAUUAGAGAGUUAGGUUCUACUAAGAAUUUAAAUACAGAUCUGCAGUGGGGAGGCUUUUGUGAGCCAUCCCAGUUAGUUAAGGGAAAUCAUCUUUAGAAGAUGAAAGAGUGGUGCAUUCCUGAAGUUUUAACUUUACUUAAAUAACAAGCACUUUAUUCAGAAAACUUCUUUCUAGCUAGCAUUGCAGAGGCUGCAGGGAAGCAGAUGUCUGUCUACAUUUUCUAUUUACAAGGCAUUUAUAGUUGUUACAGUGAGCCAGCCUCCCCCUAUCUACACUGAAUUUCCCUCAGUCUAAUUACACUAUUAAGCAGGCUGUUGUACAAUAUACAUUCAGUUAUGCAAAGGAAGGGGAAGUAUGAAUUUGGGAAUGAUUUAAGAUUGGCAGAGUGGAGCAGAGCUUCACAGCAGACUUCUAAAGUGCACACACAGAGUGCUGUAAAAUACUACGUGGCUUUUUAAUAUUGUUGUUAUUAUUUAGUUUGUAUGGCAUUAUCAGGGAUCCUGGGUUUCUCUGAUAUUCAAAAAAAAAACCCCAAUUUUUUUGUUAAAAAAAUAACCCAA